CCAUCUUACUUCUUGGUCUGCAUUGUUUACAACAACUGAAGUUUUCUUCCGAUCUUAGCAUUUCUUGGGUUUCUCAACAGAGUCAUACUUGCAACAUGUUUGGUGCUUUUCGCUGUUCCAGUGUUACGCCAAGCAACUCGGAAUACCUUGAUCUGUCCAAGGCUGCUAUGGAGACUCGAAGGUCCCCUGUUCUUGCGUGUGAUCGGUGCAAAGCUCAGAGGGUAAAAUGCAACGGGGAUCUCUACGGCUGUGAAAGAUGUCAAGAAAGAUCCACCAACUGUACCUACCAGACGCCUUCACGAGCGCCAACCCCAGGAGUACCCUCGAAACGCCCAUCUCCGGAACUCUCAGUACCACCCGGCAAGAGACGGCGGGCAGAGAGUGAUACUGGUCGCGUAUCCCCCAUGGACUCUAAUAUCAAGGUCCAAACGCCCUUUACGCGCUCGCCUUUUGCGAAUCCCUACCAAAACUGGGAUCAAUUCUGCGAAGUGAACGUGGCCGACUACCCGGGACUGAACCUUAGCCUGGAUGCAAGAGUGCCCUGUUUACCCAUGAUGUCUUCGGGGUCGGAGUUUGAUAGUACACCCCCUUCGCAGCCAUCACCAAGCACAUCCUAUGCCAAUGCUCGGCGUCCCACCUCGUAUCUUAUGACGCCUCCCACCGCCACCACCAGUCAGGGCUCAUUCGAUUCCCGAGGACGUCUCUGCGAAUGCAUCCGAUCGCUGGCCAAUUCCCUCGAGGAGGUCGCUGGUGACAAGGAGCGCAGCAGGACCGACAACACCGAACGCAUCGAUUACUUACUCAUGUCACUACACCACGGGGUGGAAGCAUGCAAUCGCGUACUCGCAUGCACCCGCUGCACCAUCUGCACCACCAACUCGAUUCUCUUAGUGGCUGUUGUCCAGCAGCUUGCUACAAGGUCGACAGAUCUGUGUGAUCUACUCCUGGCAUUGCAGAACAAACCCAAAACUGUCAUACCAGAUGACGCGCCUGAUUUUGAAGUCGGUGGGGUUUUUGUGGGGAAGUACCAGGUUCAAAUCGAGGCCGUGUGUCGUGAGUUGGUGCAUACGGUGGCCAACAUCCAUUUCAAAGAUUUGCGUCAACUCCUGGAAUGCCUCCCUGAUCGUAUUGCCGAGGGAACCAAGGCGUUCAGGAUGAUGACUGCGGCUACUGAGGAUGCGAAGAAGGCUUAUUGUAUUCUUGAGGGGAUUAUGAUUAAGCGGGCGGCUGAGAAGAAGGCUCGUGAGAAUGCAGCUUGAGUGUCUUGGGGUUGAUAUUACAUCAAGGUGAGUGACCAGAUUCAUUAUUAUCUAGUACUUGCUAACCGCCUAGAGAUCGUUCCACAUGUCAUUCAUUUAUCCAUUCUCCUCCCUUACGGACAACAUGUUGUAACCAGCCCAGACGUCAAUCCUGUUCAUGCAUCUACAAGAUUGUCAGAAGAUUUGGAAUCGAUUGGUGUAAUGCAGAUGACUCCAAGUGUUUUUAGGUGGCGGCAUGUUGGAGAGGCUUUGACUCACUCACGUUCAUUGUAUAUAGUCGGCGUUUCUUUGACUAGUUUGCUAAUGGAGUUUGGCUGGGUCGUCUUUCACGGGGAUUCUAAUGGAACCAUCGUCACGUUUAUCGGGAUCGCCCUUGACUGGGAUUC
Molecule: messenger RNA, 1645 nt
Organism: Aspergillus sclerotioniger CBS 115572
Lineage: Eukaryota; Fungi; Ascomycota; Eurotiomycetes; Eurotiales; Aspergillaceae
Exons: 3
Coding region: 405-1259 (284 amino acids)
Source: RefSeq, a predicted model, not a curated record